Molecule: messenger RNA, 3048 nt
Organism: Lachancea nothofagi CBS 11611
Lineage: Eukaryota; Fungi; Ascomycota; Saccharomycetes; Saccharomycetales; Saccharomycetaceae
Source: the annotation of a GenBank genome assembly
AUGACAAAGCCAGGUGAGAUUGAUGAGAGCUUAUACUCUCGUCAGCUAUAUGUCUUGGGAAAGGAAGCCAUGCUCAAAAUGCAGAACUCGACAGUACUUAUUAUCGGAUUAAAAGGGUUGGGUGUGGAAAUCUCUAAAAACAUUGCACUUGCUGGUGUCAAAUCUUUAACACUGCACGACCCAGAGCCUGUCCAGCUGCAGGAUUUAUCUACGCAGUUUUUCCUUUCGGAAAAAGAUGUGGGUAAGCCCAGAGACGCGGUAUCUCGAGCCAAAUUGGCUGAGUUGAACUCGUAUGUUCCAGUGGACGUAAUGGCUUCUCUACAGGACCAUAAACAGCUUUUAAACUACCAAGUUGUUGUGGCGACUGACACUCUAUCGUUAGAGCGCAAGAUUGAGCUUAACAACCUGUGCCACGCCAACGGCAUUAUGUUCAUCGCCGCCGAAACGAGGGGUCUCUUCGGUAGCGUCUUUACAGAUUUUGGUGACGAGUUCACUGUGGUUGAUCCUACAGGUGAAGAGCCUUUGUCGGGCAUCGUCUCUGACAUCGAAACUGAUGGUACUGUCACCAUGCUUGACGACAACAGGCACAAUCUCGAAGACGGCGACUACGUCAAGUUUUCUGAAAUUGAGGGACUGGAAAGGCUGAACGAUGGCAAUGCCUACAAGGUAGAGGUUUUAGGGCCAUUUGCGUUUAGAAUAGGGUCAGUAAAGGAAUUUGGUACCUAUAAAAAGGGCGGUGUUUUCACUCAAGUCAAAAUGCCAAUGAAGCUAUCUUUUAAAACUUUACAGGAAUCAUUGUCUGAACCAGAACAUUUGUUUUGUGAUUACGCUAAAUUCGACAGAGCUGGGCAAUUGCAUCUUGCGUUCCAAGCUCUACAAACAUUUCAAAAUAGACACCAAGGCCAGCUGCCAAGAACAUUGAAUGAAGGAGAUGCCUCCGAAUUAAUCAAGCUUGUUAAGGAGUUGGCUGUCGAACAGCCUCUAGUUCUGGGGGAUGAAACUCCUGUUAACGAAAAACUAAUAACAGAGCUCUCCUUCCAGGCGAGAGGUGAUGUUCCCGCUGUCAUUGCCUUCUUCGGUGGCCUGGUGGCUCAAGAAGCUUUAAAAGCGUGCUCGGGCAAAUUCACCCCCUUGAAGCAAUACAUGUACUUCGAUUCUCUAGAAUCUUUGCCAGAUUCCGAUAAAUUCCCCAGAACGGAGGAAACCACGCGCCCUAUCAAUUCUCGUUAUGACUCGCAAAUUGCAGUCUUCGGCAUAGAUUUUCAAAGAACACUAGCCAACUCUAAAGUAUUCCUUGUUGGAUCAGGGGCCAUUGGUUGUGAAAUGCUCAAGAACUGGGCUCUUAUGGGUUUGGGCUCAGGUCCAGACGGUAAGAUUAUUAUUACUGAUAAUGACUCGAUUGAGAAAUCUAACUUGAAUCGUCAAUUUCUUUUCCGUCCAAAAGACGUCGGCAGAAACAAAUCAGAGGUUGCGUCUGAAGCUGUUUGCGCUAUGAACCCUGACCUCAAGGGGAAGAUUCAGUGGUUGAUAGAAAAAGUUGGGCCAGAAUCGGAAGAUCUGUUCAAUGACAAUUUUUGGAGUAAUUUGAAUUUUGUUACUAACGCGUUGGACAAUGUUGAUGCCCGUACCUACGUUGAUCGUCGUUGUGUUUUCUACAAGAAGCCACUGUUGGAAUCAGGCACUUUGGGACCUAAGGGUAACACUCAAGUUGUUAUCCCCAACCUCACAGAAUCUUAUUCCUCGUCAAGAGAUCCUCCUGAAAAGUCGAUUCCGCUGUGUACUCUGCGGUCAUUUCCCAACAAGAUUGAUCACACCAUUGCGUGGGCUAAAUCCCUUUUCCAAGGCUACUUCACGGAAGCACCCGAGAAUGUUAACCUAUAUUUGACUCAACCUAACUUUGUGGAGCAAACAUUAAAGCAAGCAGGUGAUGUCAAGGGGAUUUUGGAAUCUAUUUCUGAUUCGCUCGGCAACAGGCCUUAUACGUUCGAAGAUUGUAUUGAAUGGGCACGUCUCGAAUUUGAAAAGAAAUUUAACCACGAAAUUCAGCAGCUACUUUACAACUUUCCCAAAGAUGCCACAACUUCUAAUGGUGCGCCAUUUUGGUCGGGCCCUAAACGUGCACCCGAACCCUUGGUUUUCGACCUCGAAAAUCCCGAUCACUUCCAUUUUGUAGUGGCAGGCGCUAAUUUGAGGGCCUACAAUUAUGGCCUUACUGGCGAUGAAGGCAAGCCAGAUUUUGCCUACUACAAAUCCACUUUAUCUAAAAUCGAGGUUCCAGCAUUCUCACCCAGAUCUGAUGUGAAAAUUCAGGCCAAUGAUGAGGAGCCCGAUCCAAAUGCCAAUAACGGCGUAGGUGGUGAUGCUCUGGAAGCCCUCGCAGCUGGCCUACCAGAACCUUCGUCUCUUGCGGGAUUUAAGUUGGUUCCUGUUGAGUUUGAGAAGGAUGACGAUACUAAUCACCAUAUAGAGUUUAUCGCGGCGGCGUCCAAUGAUAGGGCUCUGAACUAUUCGAUCGAACCGGCUGAUCUCCAAAAGACAAAGUUUAUCGCUGGUCGCAUCAUUCCCGCCAUCGCUACAACAACGGGUUUGGUUACCGGGUUGGUGAACCUCGAACUGUACAAGGUAGUGGCCGGCAAGACAGACAUCGAAUCCUACUCAAAUGGAUUCAUUAACUUAGCUUUGCCCUUCUUCGGUUUUUCAGACCCCAUUGCCUCUCCGCAGGGAAAAUAUAACGAUAAAAGUUAUGAUAGAAUAUGGGACAGGUUUGAUAUCAAAGGUAAUGUCUCCCUCAAGGAGCUAAUUGAGCAUUUCGACACGAAAGAAGGACUAGAAAUAACUAUGUUGUCUUAUGGGGUAUCCCUUCUCUAUGCAUCUUUCUUUCCGCCAAAGAAGCUGAAGGACAGGUUAAACCUGCCAAUCACUGAAGUUGUAAAGCUGGUAACAAAGACAGAAGUGGCUCCACAUGUGAAGACUAUGAUUUUGGAAAUAUGUGCUGACGACAAAAGCGGGGAGGACGUUGAGGUCCCUUACAUAACAAUCCAUUUGUAA